Messenger RNA from Vombatus ursinus (common wombat), 1588 nucleotides. Its product is annotated as chymotrypsin-like elastase family member 2A. NCBI's taxonomy places the organism in Eukaryota, Metazoa, Chordata, Mammalia, Diprotodontia, Vombatidae. Gene Ontology annotation, molecular function: serine-type endopeptidase activity. The coding region runs from base 599 to 1588 and encodes 329 amino acids. The record is from RefSeq and is a predicted model, not a curated record. Gene Ontology annotation, biological process: proteolysis. The transcript has 6 exons.
GAUCUCAUUUGAUCCUCAGAACAAUCCUGAGAGGUAGGUACAAUUAUUAUCCCCAUUUUACAGAUGGGAAAACAGACAAAUGGAAGGGAAGUGACUAGUUACGAUUACAACAAGUGUUUGAGGUUGGAUUUGAACUCUGGUCUAACUGACCCCAGGCCCAAUGCUCUAUCCACCAGCUGCCUCGUAAUAGGGGCAGCUUUGCCUAAGGUGUUGGACUACUCAGGAUUCAGUGAUUCCUGCAUCCCACAUCUCUUUGUUCUGGAGUUCUGCACCACAGAAGGAAGCAGGAGCCCAAUUUCCAAGGGCUCCCUAAGAGAGAGGCUAGGGAUAUAUGGGUAGAGUGGGGGGAGGCUGGGCUGUUACUUUCUAUUCUAUUGGUCCUUUCUCUGGGCAAAACUGCUGAUGGCCAAGCCUGCCUGCUUGUGUGCCUUGUUGCUGUGGUAGAACUUCUGGCCCCAGGCAGAAGCAUCCAGGCCCUAGCUGGCAUCCGCCAGGCAUUGUUCCAGCCGUUUCAUCAGAACCAGAGGCCUCAACCCCAGGGAGGCAGGGUAUAAAUUCUCCAGCCCACACUCUCCCUAGAACAAGGCCGUGCUUGGUCAUGAAUUUCCUGGCUCUGCUGUUCCUUCUUGCCUUGCUGUUGCCAGCUGGGGCAGUGGCGUUCACUGGGCACCAGACCUUGGACUGGCCCCAGGACUGUGGUGUGGCCCUAUUACACCACUCCAACUCUGCUGAGAGAAUCGUCCAGGGCAGUGAGGCCAGACCUCACUCAUGGCCUUGGCAGGUGUCCGUGCAGCACCCUAGGAAAAUAGUGUCCUAUGCUGGCCCAAACAUGUUGGGGCAUCUUCUCUCCUCUCCUCACUCUCAGGCUCGGGUCCAAGGGAGCCAGAGGUUUGUCCAUGUCUGUGGGGGGACCCUGAUCCAUCCCAGCUGGGUCCUUACUGCAGCUCACUGCUUUUCUGGGGGGAAGAUGGAUGAUGUUGCCAACUGGCGCAUUGUGUUGGGCAAACACCAGCUCAACCAAACAGAAGCAACCCAGAGAGUGUACCGUGUGAAACGAAUAUACCGGCAUGAGCAUUUCCGCUACCCACACCUCGACCAGCUGAACAACGAUAUUGCCCUGGUCCGGCCUGUUCAUGACAUCCCCAGUAGUCCUUACGUGCACUAUGCCUGUCUACCUACCUCUGGAGGCCCUGCCCUCAGGCCUGGCCAGCUCUGCUGGGUCACUGGCUGGGGAGGGACCCAAGGUGGGGAGGAAAACUCGACUUUGUCUCAUGUUUUGAACCAAGCCCAGCUGCCUAUCAUGGAUUUCACUACCUGUCAACAGGAAAAGGUUUGGGGAGACAAAGUAAGCCCAACUAUGUUAUGUGUGGGCUUCAGAGACCUCCAGGGGACUCCUGCAGCAUGCCAGGGAGACUCAGGGGGCCCCUUGCUUUGUCAGAUGGGAAAGAAUGAGUGGGAAGUCCAUGGCAUAGCUAGCUUUGGACCUAUUGGAUGCCAAGCUGAGAGCAAGCCCAGCGUCUUCACCAGGACUGCUUCCUACAGGCCAUGGAUUGAGGCCACCAGAAUCCAAGAUUUUUUCUUCUACUGA